AUGUCUGCUGCUGUUGGAGGUGCUCCUUCCCAUGGUCACAGCGACUCCGUAAACGGAAGACCACCCACUAUUCCUGCUAUUCCUUCUGUCAACGGCACCGUCGCAGUGCCUGAACAUCUCCGAAAGGCUUCCAAUGCCGCUGCAUCUGGAGGUUCACCCGCCUUCACAACCAAUGGUGGUGCUCAAGCUGGCGCGCAGAACAAGAUCCAGUUCGGCUCUCUGCCAACGGGCAACAAUAAUCCUUCUCCUGCCAUUGGCACGCCUCACCAAAACACCGCAAACCUCAGUGUGAAUCAACUUAACCCAAGAGUUCCAUCACCUUCUAAUUCGCCUUCCCCGAUCCCUCAGCCGGCCUCUGUCAGUGGUGGACGUCCUCCCUCCACUUUCCAAGGCCAAGGCAAUGGGUUCACCUUUGGACAAAUGCCUGGUGACCCGAACGAUCCUACUGGCCUCGCUCGGGGCGUUGCUCAUAUGCAAUUCGGACCUCCUCAAGAACACAUGCGCCGUGGUUCCACCCAGUCCAUUCACAGCGAUGUAGGCAAUCAAGGUCUGCCCACUGGCCCAGGCCGUGGCGGCUAUGGUGGUCCCCAAGGUCGUGGUAGAGGCUACAACCCUAAUUUCAACAACCCACAGAUUUCCUACUCACCAUCGCAUAACUUCCGUCCCCCGAACAACGGACGCAAUAUGCAAGGUGGCUACCCUGGUCGUGGCCAGCAGCUCCCCUACGCCGGCUCACCAGCAAUGGGCACCCGAAGCCCAGCUCUCGUCCACGCCCAACCCGGAACGCCCAACAUGGGCCAAGUACACAUGAUGACCCAAGUGCCUGGACAAAAUGGAUAUUAUCAAGGAGGACCCCAACAUGUAAACAACCACCACCCAUCUUUUUUUUCUUCUUCUCGCGAGCCCGCAAAGGAAAGAGGUAAAUCUACAAGAGGCCGUGCCCGUGCCAGUCGUGCCACUGCUCGCGGUAGAGGCUCUGGUAGAGGUGGACAUGAAGAAGGACCCUUUUACAGCAAAGAUCCAGCUUCAGACCACUACCGCCCUGACCUUGCGGCUCUUCAAAAUUCCCAAGCUACCCUUGUUGUCCCUGAUCUUUCCCCCGAAAGUGGCAAUUUUGAACAUUUUCUAACACAACGGCAGGGUUUCGGUUUUCCCACUCAAGCUGACCCAAGUAUUCAAAUGCUGUAUAAUCAACAAUACUAUGGUCAAGGCCCAAUGCAAGGCCAAUAUCCUCCUCAGUAUGGUAUGGGACCCCAGCAAUCCCCACGUCCACCUUAUCAGCAAGGUGUUUAUGCCCCCAACAUGCAACCUGGGUACAGUAAUCAAGGUGUUGCCCCCCCUUCCAUGUCUCGUCAAUCUUCUCAGAUGUCGGGACCUGAACGUCCUGGCUCAAGCGUUGGGCAACAAUCCCACACACCGGCUCCAUCUGGUCCACCACACCCAACUGCCCGUACUCCUAGCGUGUCUGCCCCCAAGACAAGCUACACGAUUCCUCCCAAAAAGAGUGCCGCCAUCAUCAUCAAAAACACUGCAGGUGAGGUCGUCUCUUUCGGAAAACCUCCACCAUCUCCCGCAGCCUCCACUCCAACUCUUCCUCCACAAUCAGCUCCGACCCCCCCAAGCCGCACGGCCAGUGCUGCUGACAAUUCUCACGCUCGCACUGAAAGUGUCAGUGCCAAUAAGAGCGCUGACGAGGCCAAGAAGUCGAUGCAAGAAGCCAUUGCGAAAAAGAUUGCUGAGGACGAGGCCAAAGAAAAGCUCGCCAAAGAGGUCGCUGACAAGGCGGAGAUGGACAAGAAAGCUGCCGCGGCCGCUGCUCAAGAAGCCGAAGAGAAUAAGGCCAAAGCAGAAGCUUUGGAGAAAGAAACCAAGGAAGCUGAAGCUCGUGACGCUGCCGCUGCCGCCAAGAAAGCCGAAGAUGAAAAAGCUGAGGCUGCUAAGAAGGCUGAAGAAGAAAAGGCCAAAGCUACCGAAGCCGCCGAAGCAUCCAAGCAAGAUGAUGAUGACGAGAUUGAUUACGACGCGAUCGAACGUGAAAUCGCCGAGCAAGAGGCCGAAGAAGCAAGAAGAGCUGAAGAGUAUAACCGCAAAAAGGCUGCGGACCUCGAAGCCAAGCGAAAGAGGGAGGAGGAGGAGGCUGCUGCGUACGAAGCCAACAUGAAAGAAAUGGAACGCAAAGCCGAAGAGGCAGAGCUUGCUCGUGAAAAGGAAAAGGCCGAGGGCGCUUCUGUAGAUGAAGCCAGCAAGAAGAUGUUUGCUGAUCUGAAGGCCAACCCCUUCGGAACUCCUGCGUCUGUUGAAAGCCCAUCUGCUCAUACACCUGUUGAGAGUGGAAGUGCUACGCCUGUGUCUGACGUCUCGAUGCCACCCCCAGUCCGAGCUCCUGGCAAGCGCGGCAAAGCGGCUGAACUGACUCUCGAUACCAAGAAGCCCAUUGAACCACCAGAGCCUAGUGCUACCCUGAAAGCUCUCCAGGCUUCCAAGAGAUUGGCAGAUCUUUCCAAGGUCGUCUAUCCUGCAGACAUCGCAUCUCCCAGCCCAGCACUCAAUGCAAAUGCACCUGCGGAUCGGAAGUUCAAAUACGACAAAGAGUUCUUGCUUCAAUUCCAGAGUGUGUUCAAAGAAAAGCCUUCUCUCGAUUGGGAUGCUCGCAUACGGGAUGUUAUGGGUGAGGGCGACUCUGCUCGGCCUACUGGUUCUGCACGAACUCCAUCAGGAAUGGGCAAUCGCAGUGCUUCCUCUCGUGGAGCUCCACAGAUGGGCAGUUUUGGUCCUAUGGGCAGCUUCGGUGGUGCUCGUCCCAGCUUGCCAGCUGGCACUACCUCGGAACAGCGCUUCGCAGCUUCUAAUGCCGCUCUCAGAAGUGGUGCAAUGGCCGCCAACCCCUUCGCUCAAUUUGGUCGACCUGGUCAAAUGGCGCCACCUAUGGGGCGUACACCAUCCAACAAUCCUCUUGGCCCUAUUCCAGGCUCACCUCGUGUCGGAAGCACUCGUGGUGGUUCUCGUGCUGAAAGCAAGCGAGGCAAACAUCCCAAGCAAGAGAAUGAAAAGGCCAUGCCUCUGACAGCGGGUAUGAACAUUGGUGCUUUGGAGACUUCCUCCACUGGCUGGAAAGCUCGAAGUAUUGGUCAACCUACAGCCCCUGGUCCCGCACUGGGUGGUGAAGGCUUGAUGGAACCCGACGUUGUACAGCGCAAGGUCAAGGCUGCUUUGAACAAGAUGACACCCGAGAAAUUCGACAAGCUUGCCGAUCAAAUCUUGGAGAUUGCGGCUCAGUCGAAGCACGAGACUGACGGACGUACCCUUCGUCAAGUCAUUCAACUCACAUUUGAGAAAGCAACUGAUGAAGCUCACUGGGCCCCCAUGUAUGCGGCCUUUGCACGACGUAUGCUGGAAGCCAUGAGUCCCGACAUCAAAGAUGAAAACAUCAAAGACAAGAAUGGAAGUGUGGUCACUGGUGGUAACUUGUUCCGAAAGUAUCUACUCAACCGUUGUCAAGAAGAAUUCGAACGUGGCUGGAAGGUCAAUCUACCUCCCCGGGAAGAGGGUGUGACUGAAGAAGCUGCUCUCCUGUCCGACGAGUACUAUGUUGCAGCUGCUGCCAAACGUAGAGGUCUGGGUCUCGUCAAAUUCAUCGGUGAAUUGUUCAAACUCUCGAUGUUGACUGAAAGAAUCAUGCACGAAUGUGUUAAGAAACUGGUUGACUACGAGGGCACGCCUGACGAGGCUGAAGUUGAAAGCUUGACGAGCUUACUGCGGACUAUUGGCAGACAGCUUGACAGCUCUGAGAGCAAGGCGCAAGGCAGAAUGGACCUAUACUUCGAGCGCAUUAACCAGAUCAUUGCCAUUCCGGAUCUGAACAGUCGUCUCAAGUUCAUGCUUAUGGAUAUUGUCGAUCUAAGAUCCAAGGGUUGGGUCUCGAAGGAAGACGACAAGGGUCCAAAGACUAUCCAGGCCAUCCAUGCAGAAGCUGAACAACGGGCCAGAGAAGAAGAACUCAAGAGAAUUGCUAGUCAAGGCGGUCGUGGUGGAGGAGGAAGAAUGCCCAUGGGUCGUGGUGAUGCUCGCAGCUUCAGCCAGUAUGGACAAGUUCCACCUCCUGACAACUCCAAUCGCGUUGGUACCGAUGACUUGCGAAGAUUGGGCAACCGCAGCAAUCGUAACACCAGCAACACUGGCCCAGGGUCAUUGGGCCCAAGCUUGAUGGGUGGACGCACGAACAGUGGACGUCGCGGACUUGGACCUGGAGGUCUGCUCAACCGAGGAGAUGACAGCAACACCAGUAGUCGCACCGGCACGCCACCUGCAGGCAAAGAAAAGGAGAAGAAGGACGAAUCCAGCACAAAUGCAUUCAGUGCCCUCGCUGCCCUUGAAAAUGACGCACCUGGAUCACCUCCAUCCAACCCAGCAUCACCACCCACCUCCAAAUCACAGCCAGCCAUCGAACGAGAACGAUCGAGAUCACCAGAAAAGACCACCGGGUGA
Molecule: messenger RNA, 4485 nt
Organism: Exophiala bonariae
Lineage: Eukaryota; Fungi; Ascomycota; Eurotiomycetes; Chaetothyriales; Herpotrichiellaceae
Exons: 3
Coding region: 1-4485 (1494 amino acids)
Cellular component (GO): eukaryotic translation initiation factor 4F complex
Molecular function (GO): translation initiation factor activity; protein binding; mRNA binding
Source: RefSeq, a predicted model, not a curated record